Molecule: messenger RNA, 9089 nt
Organism: Hemicordylus capensis (graceful crag lizard)
Lineage: Eukaryota; Metazoa; Chordata; Lepidosauria; Squamata; Cordylidae
Gene: GOLGA3
Product: golgin A3
Exons: 24
Coding region: 282-4787 (1501 amino acids)
Source: RefSeq, a predicted model, not a curated record
GGGAGGGAGGGAGGGAGGGCAGGAGGGACGGAGGGAGAGCCCCAGCGCAGCCAGGCUACUUGAAUGAUCUCUAGCAGGAAUUUCCGAGUUUGCCCAGCUGAGUAGGCUGGACUGAGUUGUCUGCUGUGAACAGCAGAUGAAAAAAGCUGGACGUCCUGUGCACAGGAGGCUUCCUGACUCACAGCAGCUCUGAUGGAUAGAAAUAGGACUCGGUAGUUCACUUGAAAGCGAGUUGCUUAGCUGCGAGGGCAUAUUCUCCCUGCAUCUUAAUUACAUCCGCCAUGGACUCUUCAGUGAUCCUGCUGGAGAAGCCAGCCGGCAAUGGAGCCCCCUGCAGUUCUGAACGGCACGUGGACCUUGAGGCCAAACUGGAUCGGCCAAGGGAAGGAGACGGUGUCAGCACUGCCCCUGUCAAUGCCAGCCAAGUGCCAACGGAACUCCUGGUGCCAAGCAGCGGUGGGAGCCCUGGCCAGAAUGGACCGGUGUCCCACCCCCCUGUGCCUCUUGACCCCAACGGCAGCCCGAUGGGGGAAGAGCCAGCUCCAGGUGUGCCUGGUUUCCAUGCCAACCUAAGGUCGUCUCAGGGCGCUAGUGCUGAGGGCGUAGUUCUUAGGAAAGAAGCGUUGCAGUCUCUCAAACUAAGCCUCCCCAUGCAAGAAACUGAAUUGUGUUCAGGAGAUUCUUCUCUCCCACUGGAGAAGGAAGAACAAAUCAGGCUUCAGGCAAGAAGGCGUCUUGAAGAACAGCUCAGACAGUACCGCGUAAAAAGGCACCAGGAGAGGUCUACAGCUAAAAACCGCCUCUGCAGUACUCUUGAUCCUGAGUUGAUGCUAAAUCCAGAGAUCUUGCCACGGGCCAGUACUGUAGCGAUGACGAAAGAAUACUCCUUCUUGAGGACCAGCGUCCCAAGAGGACCCAAACUGGGAAGCCUGGGCCUCCCAAUACAUUCAAAAGAGAGGAAAAGUUCCAAAUCUUCCCGGUCAAGUAGGAUCCGGUCCCUGGCAGACUACAGAAAUGAAGAUGCAGAGGGGAAUGCUGGUGGGACUAAUCCAGUGGCUGGUUCUCCUGGUGGGUCUCUAAAGCAGAACCAAAGUGGUCCGACGUCAGUUGUGUCAGAGAUCAGGUUGACUCCUGACCCGGAGGACCGGCUGGAGAAUUCCUCUUUGGUGGGAGACAGUGUAUCGGAAAUUGAUGGAAGCGAAGCAGGCAUGAGGCUGGAUGGUAACGAGAGCGAUAGUUCUACCUACAGUAGUGUAUCGGGCAGGGGGCCUUAUAGCACUUUACGCAGUGAGAGCAAGCAGAGUGUCUCAUUCACUGUAAAUGGCCAGGAGAUCCCUUUGGAGGCAGCAGGACAGUUUCCUUCCAUCCGAGAAGUGUUGCAGGCUGCGGCCGCAGAGCAUCAUACUCAAGAUCAUCAGGAAAUCAACGGGGAAGUGAGGAGUCGGCGAGACAGUAUCUCCAGCAGUAUAUCAAUGGAAAGUUCUAUCGCGGGCACGCACGAUGAAAUGUUACAGGUCCUCAAAGAGAAGAUGAGGCUUGAAGGACAACUGGAGGCACUGUCGCUGGAAGCCAACGAGGCUCUGAAAGAAAAGACCGAGUUGCAAGCCCAGCUCGCUGCUCUAAACAUGAAGCUUCAGACGCAGAUGGAGCACAGUCAGAGCAGCCAGCUCAAGCAGGACUCCCUGAACUCGGAGGUGGCCGCCUUGAAGCAGUCUUGCUGGGACCUGGAGCGAGCGAUGGCGGAACUGCAGGCCACUCUGGAGGCCAAGAACGCCAGCCUGGCCGCCUCCAGCAACGAUCUUCACGUGGCAGAAGAGCAGUACCAAAGACUCAUGGGGAAAGUGGAGGACAUGCAGAGAAGUGUCCUUAGCAAGGAUAGCACAGUUCACGAUCUCCGGCAGCAGCUUUCAUCCUUGCAAAGCCAACUCCAGCAGGUGCAGCUCGACCGGACAACCUUGACUAACAAACUGAAAUCAUCACAAGCGGAGAUUGCGUCACUACAGAAAGUACGCCAGUGGUAUCAGCAGCAACUGGCCGUGGCACAGGAGGCGAGAGUUCGGCUGCAGAGUGAGAUGGCAAAUAUACAGGCUGGCCAGAUGACCCAAGUGGGCCUGUUGGAGCACCUCAAGUUAGAGAACGUAACACUCUCUCAUCAGUUAACAGAGACUCGGCACAAAUCAAUUAAAGAGAAGGAACGCAUCGCUUCACAGCUGCAGAAUAUUGAGGCUGACAUGUUGGAUCAGGAAGCAGCCUUUCUGCAGAUCCAGGAGGCUAAGAGCAUGGUUGAAGAGGACUUGCAGAAGAAACUGGAGGAGUUUGAGGAUGAGAAGGAGCAGCUUCAGAAAAUGGCUGAUUCCGCAGCGACACUGGAGCAGGAGCUGGAACAGGUGAAACUGACACUACAUCAACGCGAUCUUCAGGUUGAGGCUUUGCAACAGGAGCAACUGGACCUCAUUAAACAGUUGACGACGACUCAAGAAACGCUGCAGACCCGAGAGCAGUCCCUGGGUGACCUGCAGAUGCGUUACGAUGAACUGGAGGCCAGGCUGGCGGAGUUGCAGGGAGAGGCCACUUCGAAGGAUGAGACCCUCCGAUAUCUGCAGAAUGAGAAAAUCGUCUUGGAGGUAGCUCUGCAAGUAGCAAAAGCAGGCAAAGAAGGACUCGAUGAAGGAGUCAAGCACUUAGGAGAAAGUACGGAGGUGGCAUCGGAUAUUUUGGAACAACUGAGGCAAGAAAUAGCCAUAAAGUCAAGUCAGGUGGAAAACCUUCAACAAGAGAGUACAAGCCUUAAGAAGCAGACUCAGAAGGUAAAGGAGCAGUUCCUUCAGCAAAAGGUGAUGGUAGAAGCCUAUCGUAGAGAUGCAGCUUCAAAGGAUCAGCUCAUCAGCGAGCUGAAAUCGACCAAGAAGAGGUUGGACUCCGAAGUGAAAGAAUUAAAACGGGAACUUCUCCAGCUUCAGGGUGAAAAGAAAUCCAUGCAGAUGGAAAACUCAAGGCUGGGGAAGGAAGUGUCUCGGGUCCAGCAGCAGAUGGAGGAUCUGGAAAACCAGCUGCAAGUGGCGCAGAGAGAGCGAGAUGACAUGGAAUCACAGCUUCAGUCUUUGAAGUUUGAUAGCGAACAAAUGUCUGCUCUCGCUGAGAUGAAUGAAUCGUUAAGACAGCAGGUAGAUGAAAUGCAACAAGAAGCCAAAACGGCUAUUACUGAGCAGAAGCAGAAAAUGAAGCGGCUGGGAUCGGAUUUGAACACUGCACAGAAGGAAAUGAAAGCGAAGCACAAAGCCUACGAGAAUGCCGUUGGGAUCCUCAGCCGCCGGUUGCAGGAAGCUCUCACCGCUAAAGAAUCCUCUGAAGCAGAACUGAACAAAUUAAAGGCACAGAUCACCGAGGGAGGAGACAGCCAAGCCAGCCUAGAAAAGAUUCAAGCCUUGGAGACAGAAUUGCAGGCUCUGGGCCACAGCAAGAUGAUCCUCGAAAAAGAACUUCAAGAAGUUAUCUCGCUCACGAGUCAGGAACUGGAGGAGUACAGAGAGAAAGUUUUUGAACUUGAAGAUGAGCUUCAAGAAUCGAGAGGCUUCCGGAGGAAGAUAAAGCGGCUGGAAGAAAUAAACAAGAAGCUUUCCCUUGAGCUGGAACACGAGCGUGGAAAGCUUACUGGCCUCGGCCAGUCCAAUGCUGCUUUGCGAGAACACAAUCACAUCCUUGAAGCAGCCCUGGCCAAGAGAGAAGCCGAUCUGGUGCAACUGAAUCUUCAGGUCCAGGCCGUUCUGAAGCAGAGAGAGGAGGAGGACCAGCAAAUGAAACAGCUCAUUCGGGCCUUGCAGAUGGCCUUGGAAAAAGAGAAGAGUAAAGUCAGUGACCUUAAAGAGCAGGUUGCCACAGCCAAAGCAGAGGCCGCGCAUAACCGCCGCCAUUAUAAAGCUGCCGCUCUUGAACUCGGCGAGGUGAAGCGGGAGCUGCAAGCCAAAGAAGCACUGAUCCAGACCCUUCAGGCUGAGGUGGACAAACUGCAGCUCAAAGAUGGGAAGCAUUCGGAAGAAGUGUCCCAGUUCCAGCAAGAGCUGGCGGAAACCCGGUCCCAGCUCCAGCUUCUGCAGAAACAGCUGGACGAGCAACUCAGCAAGCAGCCGGUAGCGAACCAAGAGGUUGAAGACCUCAAGUGGGAGGUAGAACAGAAGGAGAGGGAGGCCCAAGCCCUGAAGCAGCAGCUGGACCUGACUGAGCAACGCAGCCAGAAAGAGUUGGAGGGAAUACAAGUUGUCCUGCAGAAUAUCAAGACAGAGUUGGAGGUGGUUCGGGAUGACCUGUCUUUAACUCAAAAAGACAAGUUCAUGCUUCAGGCGAAAGUGACCGAACUGAAGAGCAGCAUGAAGACGCUCCUCCAGCAGAACCAGCAACUGAAGCUGGACUUGAAGCAUGGGAAGAUGAAGAAGAGGAAAGAACUGAAAGGAGAGACUAAUUCUUCAAACCCUGUGACUCCGGUGAAGAUUCCCGACUGUCCUGUGCCUGCAGCUUUGCUGGAAGAGCUGCUGAAACCCCCGACCGCUGGGAAUAAAGAGCCUCUAAAGAACCUCAACAGCUGCCUCAAGCAACUCAAGCAAGAGAUGGACAGCCUUCAGCGGCAAGUGGAAGAGCACACAGUAACAGUACACGAAUCCAUGUCUUCGUGGACGCAGAUAGAAGGGCAGUUAACGGACUUUACUUCUCCCUUCCCUGCAAUGGAGUCAGGCCAUCGGGCUCUAAAAGAACCUCAUCGCAGCACUGAAGAAAGAGAAGGGUUGACCCAGUGACUUCAUUUUCUGUCACUUAGCUUCAUUACUGCUUUAAGUACGUAAAAAUCUUUAUCAACACUAUUUAUUUGUUUUAUUUUUUAAACAGACUUGAGAAUUCUCCAUCUAUGUUUUUUUUAUAACAAACACGAAAAACAUCGGUAUGCAAAAUGUUGUUUGAAGAAAGAGGUGUCUUCCUUUACACCUGUCUGGGAGGAGUUGGAGAUAUCUGGGGUGGGGUGGAGGGGAGAGAGGCAUCGAGAAGUCUCUGAGCAGACUCGGAGGUUUCUUUCCUCCGUUCAGUAAUGGCUAGAGCGAGACAGGAAUUGGCUGUGGCGCGAAACUGGUCUCCUGACGGUUUCCACCAUUUUGAGUUGGAAGCAACUUUGAUAAUGACUCUGUUUGGUUUGGCACUGGGAAUGUUGAGUGUUCCAUACUGACAUGGCUUAUGGCUGUUGACGUUGCAGACGUUUUUUGCGUAAUCACACCCUCUAGAGAAGCAUAAAGCAUCAUCAGUGCAAACCGGUAACUUUUUGGUAGCCACACGUCUCCAAACUACCCACUCUGAAGUAGUCCCAUUGCAUCAACUGGGCCUGUUUCAAAGUUAAUAGAUUGGGGAUCCCGAGCCAAAGGCCAGUAGGGAGCUUGGAUAUACUUUUGCAGCUGCUUUUUGCACUUUUUUUCUUCUUUUGUUCUCUUGAAGACAUUUCCAGUGCAGGAUGCGUAUAAAUUUGUUCUGUCCUGGACUAUCUGUUUUAAUGAGCUUUAUAUAGUAGGAUUCCCCCCAUCUUUUUUAAAAUUAAUACUUCAUCCUAAGUUUGGUGUUUGGAAAAAUAUUGUAUAUAUGAGGCCUAGGAAAGCGAGCCCUAAAAUCAGAGCUUUUUUGAAAUGUAAUUAAUUUACUCAUUAUAUCUUUCAAAGAUGAAUGUUAUAUAUUGCCUAUAAAUCUCUGUUAGCUUUAACUUUUCUCUCCCUUCUACUCUCUAAUGCCUAGUUUGGAGUGCAUUGCUCACUUUUUUGCAGAUGCACCUUGCUGACCUAACAUUGGUAAGCUGAAGCCUUAGUUUUCCUUCUCUUCCAUCCCUGCCCCAUAGUUGAGGGUCCAAAGCCAUCUCCGCUUACAUUUUGAAGCAUAGGAGCUUGGCUUUGCCUACUUUAGAUUGCACUCCAGGAUGUGUUGAAAACCACUGCUAGAAGGAACAGAUGGGCCAUCAGGUACGUAGGAGGCGCUGCCAUCUUGGUUGAAAGAUACGGAAGUCUGGGCUGUAGCAGUUGGAUUGUGGAGUCCGGAGCUAGACAUUACUGAAAUGGCAGCUCUGUGUAGCUUCUCCCCUACCCUUCUGCAGUGUCUCAUUACGGUACACAUGCAGCUGCCGCUUAAAAUGGCAGCCGGGUCUCAUUUCUCCCCUCAUUAAAAUUUAAUACAGUUUACUCAUGAUGUUAGGUAAGUUUUUCAACUGGUGGUGGGGAGAUACAGCUGGUUUUGCCCCAACCUAAAGUGGCUUAAUAUUUACUAGAUGUUACAGAAGAAAAGGAGAAAACUGGAAUCAUAGUCAAAGUGCUACCAUUUUCAUGUACACUGUGAUGUUUAGUCCAGGCCUGACUUCAGGGUAGGUAUAUUGAUAGAGAAUUAACAGUGUAAAUGAUUUGUGGAUCUCCUCAUCCUUUGAGAAUGACACAAUCUGUAAAUUAGGCUUCUUUUAAACACAUUUAUCAAAGAGGCAAUGUUUUAAUGUGGGAAGAACGAUAUGCAAAAUGUCAUUCUAAGGUGGUUGAUGGUCCACUUUCCUUUAGGGACAGAGUAAUCCCUCCCCCACAAUUUUGCUUGUAAAAACUGACCUAAUCUUGGAAGAUUUGAAUCUCUACAUCUCUUCUUACAUGAGUUUUAAACACAUAGAAUACUAUUAACAAUGUUCAGACUGACUGAUUUUGAAACUGGUAAGUCAGUUUCAUUUUGGUUCAUAAUAUAUGAAGGAAAGAUACUUAUUAAAUGUAAAGGGUUUUUACAUUUAUGGGGAAGGAAUCUCAGUUAAUGUGACAUGAGCUGUCUAUUUUGUAAAACUAAUCAACUGUUAAGAUGAAAUACUGAAAGCUUUAUUGACUAAUCCAGAUACACUGAUAGAUUAUACUACUCCAGUCUAUUUUAUGGCGUAAAUAGUAAUGAGUGAUUUUUUUUGCUGCUGCUGUUUACAUUCUUGAAGCUUGUGUACCUGCUAAAUUAAAGAGGAAGCCAACAUACAGUAGUGUUGAAAUACCAAAGUUAAUACUAUUUAAUAAUUAAUAUAUAUUCAGCUCCGCAAUCUGCACCAAUGGGAUAUUCAUGUCGCUGUUGUUAGUUCACUGUGUUAUUUAGAGGAGAGGAUCUGAUAAGUAUGAAUUCUGAGUAUUUCAACUUUUUGAACCCAUGGAGGAUUUACUGAGCAUAAAAGAAGCCAGCAUCUUAAGGAAUAUUCACAGUUGCUCUGAUUACCUUGUGUGUCCAGAAUACUGAAUUCAGUACUGUAAUGCAUGAGGUUUCCAGCCUUGGGCCCUGAUAUAUUGUUGGACUACAUCUCCCAUCAUUCCUAGCCAUUUUGGUUAGGGAUGAUGUGAGUUGUAGUCCAAUAUUAUCCAGGGACCCAAAGUUGAGAACAACAGCUGUAAUGCAGCCUCUUUCAAGGUUUCAUAAUUUCUGACCAGCUCUUUCAGAGAACCAGAUUGUAGAUUCAUAAAGCAGCAUAGCCUUAAGCAUGUGGUUUUUCUCCUUGGGGAGAAAAGAGCCAAUUAUGUUGUAUUUUAGUUAAAGGAAAUCUCAUGUCUCCUUUUCAUUCACCCAACAAGACACUUCCCUUCCUGUCCAGGACCACAUCUUCCCUCUUUUAUUUCUGUCUGCCGUUACCUCUCAUUUUGACUAGAGGAGGCGGAGCUUGCGGACCUAAACUUGGGAAACAUAAAACACAUUUUCCAACUUUUUGUUGGAACCAUGGGAACCUAAGGAAACAUAAUUCACCACCUUUCUAGACCUUUUUCUUUGGAGCCUUGACUCUUGGCUAAAGGGAUGCUGUUGGGAUGUUCAAGAGACAGCUUUUUUUGCAGUCUCAGAUUAGCCACGCAGAUCUCUGCCAAGGAAUUUGGACUGGUGCCUCUGUUAAUGUUGGAGUGCUUUUAGAAAUCAGACAAAUAAUCCUCUCAAGGGGAUCCAGGGUGUGUGUGUGUGGGGGGUGCAUCAGAAAGUGCUUUCUGAGCUUGUUUCUUCAUCCCCAGUGGUUCAACUCUUCACCUUUUUUUUUUUUUAAUGGAAAAAGGUGGGAGGGAAACCCAGAAAUAAUAUUUCAUUACAAAGAGGUUUUUUUUUAAGGCUUCAGUAUUCCUUGUAAAUUCUAGCAGAGGAUUGUUGGAGGACUUUCUUCAAACCUUUCAUAGUGUUACAGUAAAACUGUUUGCUGGGGCAGAUGUUUCUGCAAGUUACUGCAGUAUGUUGUAUGUUAAUUUCACUGUCUUCCAAGUUGUUUGGAGAUUGUGCAUCUGGUUAGCUCAGUUUUUCCUUUUUAUGUGUAAAGGCAGUCUCAUCAUACACUCAGGCAAUGUUCCUCCGUCUAUCAGGAAAGGUUUUCCAUGUUUGAGGAAGGCAGGAUGGUUUCCAGAAUGAUAUAUGCACAUUGAUAGUAUUGGUCUAUGACCGCAAUAAAGGAUGACUGACUGACUGCACAUUGAUAAUUUGUGUAUUGCUGCUACUAAUGUAUGUUGAAUUCAGUGCUAUGGAAGUUUUCACAGGCAGGCAGCUGUACUAGUUGGCAAGGGAGCGUUAACAGUAAAUAUUCUGGUCAUUAUGAAUCAAAAUGUGUUAAAUUAUAUUUUGGUGUGGCAGAUGCCUCUCCCCCAAACCAAAACUCCACCUUAAUUUAGAGUUAAUUCCUGCUAUGUCAUUCUCUCCAGUUUCUAUUUAAUGGGUGCAUUUUUCCCUUCUGAUAACCCAGAAUUACCAUUAAUGAACCUGCUAGAUCUAUCUCCCUGUGUGCAGUAUAUCACUCUGGUCACCACAAGUUCUUUCUCCAAAAAACCUGCCCAAGUGCGCCGCACAGAACUUUUAUGAAAAGCAACAUCUAACUGUUCUCAUUCAAACAUGUCACCUGUUUUCAAUCCAUUGUUGAGUCAAAUUGUAUUGCUAAGGAAAAACAUCACUUUCAUAACCAUUUUAAUUGAGAGAUCCAAAUAGAACAGUUACAUUUGUAUUUGACUGAUUAAUGAUUGUGACAUUUUAAAAGCAUGUUGAUUUUAAAAAAGGAUUAAGUUGUGCAUAAACAUUCUUGAAAGAUUUUGUGCAAUAAACUAUUUUUCAUAAAA